CCGGGAUUGGCUGGCCUCUCGGGUGGCCUGGGAGGUGUUCGUCCGGCGCGUGACCAUCCGCUGCCAUGGCCCGGUUGGGGGCUGCGUUCCGCCGCUUGGGCGCCUUGUCCGGAGCCGGGGCCUUAGGCUUGGCCUCCUACGGGGCGCACGGCGCCCAUUUUCCGGAUGCCUACGGGAAGGAGCUCUUUGACAAGGCCAACAAACACCACUUCAUACACAGCCUGGCCCUGAUAGGGGUGCCCCAAUGCAGAAAGCCUCUCUGGGCCGGGUUACUGCUAGCCUCUGGAACCACCUUAUUCUGCACCAGCUUUUACUACCAGGCUCUGAGUGGAGACCCCAGCAUCCAGACUUUGGCCCCUGUGGGAGGGAGCCUGCUCAUCUUGGGCUGGCUUGCCUUGGCCCUUUGAGCUUCCUUGUGUUUGCUUUCUGGGCACUUCUUUGAGAGUUGGAGCAGGGAGGGGAUUAAAAGAGAAAGGCAAAUAAAGAACUUGAGUCUUUGUUCAUCUU
Messenger RNA from Odobenus rosmarus divergens (Pacific walrus), 507 nucleotides. It is a transcript of the gene TMEM256, whose product is annotated as transmembrane protein 256. Lineage: Eukaryota; Metazoa; Chordata; Mammalia; Carnivora; Odobenidae. The record is from RefSeq and is a predicted model, not a curated record. The transcript has 4 exons. Bases 66 to 407 code for a protein of 113 amino acids.